AUGCUCGCCUAUGGCAGGGCACGUCUUAUAACGCGUGUGACUGUGCCGAAUCGACAUGUGCACAUAGGCAGAAACCACAAGGAGGACGCACGGUGGCCAGGCUGGGAGCUCGUGGUAGGAAUCGAGGUGCACGCGCAGAUCAAGUCGAGUCGGAAACUCUUCUCUGAGACUUUGGUGUCUAAAUGGACUGGGCAAAAUGCACACGUUUCCGCCUUUGACGCGGCGUUCCCUGGAACUCUACCUCGACUGAACCCUAAAUGCGUCGAACUAGGCGUCCGGACUGCCAUUGCACUGAAUGCAGACGUCCAACAGAGGUCCGCUUUCGACAGGAAGCACUAUUUCUAUGCGGACCUACCUUCAGGGUACCAGAUCACGCAGCAAUACGCACCCAUUGCCCGCAACGGCCAUCUGCGGUUGGAGAAGGAUGACAUCGCCGUGCGCAUUAAGCAGGUCCAGCUGGAGCAGGACACAGGGAAGUCCACCUUCGUGCCGCGAAACAAACUCACGGCGAUAGACCUCAACCGCGCCGGAAUGCCGCUCAUGGAGAUCGUCUCGGAGCCUGACAUGCGCUCGCCGGAGGAAGCAGCGAAUUACGUGCGCACACUCCAGGCACUCCUGCGGUCUGUAGGUUCCAGCGACGGUAACAUGGAACAGGGUUCGCUUCGCUGCGACGUCAAUGUGUCUGUAAACCGCAUAGGUCGGCCUCCUGGCACCCGUUGUGAGAUCAAGAACCUCAACAGCGUCAAGAACAUGACGGUGGCUAUCACCUGCGAGGCCUUCCGACAAAUUGCGCUGCUCGACCGCGGCGCUCCUGUUUUACAGGAGACACGCGGGUUUGACGAGGAGAAGGCGGAGACGUAUGCUCUGCGAAGCAAAGAAGACGCUCCAGAUUACAGAUACAUGCCUGACCCGAACAUCCCGCCGCUGCUCCUCCACAAGAAUUACAUCGAUGACAUCCGUGGCAAGAUGCCCGAGCUUCCGGACGCCACCCGUGACCGUUUGUUGAGUCAAGGCCUUUCCGAGCGAGACGUCGAGGUCCUGAUGGACGUCGACUCCGGCCGAGAAGUCGGAUUCGACGGUGAGCUUGGUCGGGGUGCUGUAGCCUACUUCGACGAAGUAUCGCGAAGUCGAGACCCCAAGGCGGUCGUGAAUUGGAUCACACACGAGCUUCUCGGUCAGCUGGCAUUCCGCCAUGAGACCUUCAAGCAGAACCCCAUCUCCGCCGAGCAAAUGGGCGACCUCGUCGACCUUGUGCAAAGUCAAAAAGUGACAGGCACGUCUGGGAAGACUAUCCUGCGACAUAUGCUCUCAACCCACACCCCGGAUCUGCCGUCCAAGAUCGCGAGGGAUUUGCAACUCGUUGCUGUCAGCGAUGACGGCGCGUCCCUCGAGGGGUGGUGUCGCGACGCGAUCGCCGCACUCCCCGCGGAGGCAGACGCCGUGCGGCGGGGGAAUCCAAACGUCGUGAACAAGAUCAUGGGCCAUGUCAUGAAGGCCAGCCGUGGCACUGCGAAGGCCCAGGACGCGCGCACAAUGCUGCUGAAGCUCCUGUAG
Molecule: messenger RNA, 1554 nt
Organism: Trametes versicolor FP-101664 SS1
Lineage: Eukaryota; Fungi; Basidiomycota; Agaricomycetes; Polyporales; Polyporaceae
Product: Glutamyl-tRNA-Gln amidotransferase B subunit
Exons: 11
Coding region: 1-1554 (517 amino acids)
Biological process (GO): glutaminyl-tRNAGln biosynthesis via transamidation; mitochondrial translation
Molecular function (GO): glutaminyl-tRNA synthase (glutamine-hydrolyzing) activity
Source: RefSeq, a predicted model, not a curated record